AUGUAUAGAUAUAUUUUUGGCGAAAGCCCAAAAUCAAGGAAUGCUGGAAAAAUGACUGAAAAGUUACCAUCGACGGUAUUGGCAUUGUUUGCUCCUAGACCUCCUUUAAGAUAUUUACCGCCUACAGAUGCUCCGCCAGAGAAACGAUCAACUCCUCACCUUUCUGGAGUCGCAAAAUAUUUACAACUAGCAAAGACAUACAAUGAUAAUUAUCAGCCUACGGAAACUCUGGAGGAGAGUCGGGUUAUCCGUAAGGAAGAAAGGAAAUUAAAACAACGUGAAAAAUUGCGGUCGAUGACCCGACAAUGGAAUCCCGAUGAUGACCGACAUGUUAUCGGUGAUCCCUAUAAAACCAUGUUUCUAGGGAGAUUAAGUUAUAAUACAAGGGAAGGAGACAUCGAAAAAGAACUUAUACGUUACGGUCCAAUUGAAAGAAUUCGCGUCGUUAGAGAUAAAGCUACUGGAAAGUCAAAGGGAUAUGCAUUUGCAGUAUUCGAAAGAGAACGUGAUCUUAAGGCUGCUUAUCGAGCUGCAGAUGGAUUGGUAUUACAAGGAAGAAGGAUUGUUAUUGAUGUUGAACGUGGUCGCACUGUGAAAGGUUGGUUGCCUCGAAAACUAGGAGGCGGUUUAGGUGGUAGACAUUACACUAAAGAGCGCCCUCCUCGUGAACGGGGCUCAAGGUUUAGAGGAGACAGUGGUUUCCGUGGCGGUUAUCGUGGUUUCCGCGGUGGUCCCCCUCCCACGGGCUCUUCGCUGUCUUCAAGGAUGUCAGGAUCCCGUUCUUCUCGCACAGCGGGUUUAGGUUAUGAAAGACGUGACUCCUUUCCAAAGCGCAGAAGAUAUUAA
Molecule: messenger RNA, 846 nt
Organism: Schizosaccharomyces osmophilus
Lineage: Eukaryota; Fungi; Ascomycota; Schizosaccharomycetes; Schizosaccharomycetales; Schizosaccharomycetaceae
Gene: usp101
Product: U1 snRNP-associated protein Usp101
Exons: 3
Coding region: 1-846 (281 amino acids)
Biological process (GO): mRNA splicing, via spliceosome
Cellular component (GO): U2-type prespliceosome; U1 snRNP; precatalytic spliceosome
Molecular function (GO): U1 snRNA binding; mRNA binding
Source: RefSeq, a predicted model, not a curated record